UAUGGGUGAUUAUCACUUUGAUCUAAACCUUUACAAGUACUGAAAAUUUAAGCCUCGAAACAUACCCUCCCGAAGAAUGUGCCCUUGUAUUGUAGGACUGUUUGGUACGUUUCAGACUGCGGGCACUAUGGGUAACCAGCAUACAAGUAAAGGCCAACCCAAGCUCUGUGCAAAAUAUACCUGCCUCAGGUCCCGCUGUCAACAAAAUGCCCUCCACUCCUGUCUUGUCUAGUCCCAAUUUAUUUAUUUUUAAUGGGAAAUUAUUGUAAUUACUAUAAUUUACUAAGCAGUGCUAAAAAUAAAAUAAUGAAUGAUGUGUGAAUCCUCUCUGACUGUAUUUUUUUUUUUUGUUAAAUUCUUUUUUUAGGGUGACAUUGUGUUCUUGGUUGUCAUGAUGUUGAUGGGUUGUCUAGCUUUUGGUUCAAGGGAAUUCAGGCUUUUUCAGAUUCCUGUUCAUGCAUGAUCGCCAUCUUUUUUUAUCUUCUUCUUGUUGGCUCUCUUUUGGGUUCUGGGGCUUUGAAGAAAAUCCUGAAUCUUUUUAUUCUUUCGCACCAAUUUGGAUUGAAAAGAUUGUACCUUUCUUGGAAGCACUUUGUUAUCUCGGUACCAGAGAUUCAGAUUUCAAAGGAUUUUAUGAUUUCCAGAGAUGGGAUUAGAAAGCUGUGAUUAUUCAAGUUUAGAGUGAUUAAUGAUUUGGGGUAUGUGCCAAUCCACUUGUAACUGAACUGGGUUGCUUGUGAUUCUGUCAGCAAGAAUGUUGGUUAUACGGGUGUUUGAUUGUUAGGUGAGGUGAAUCUUAAAAUGGACUUGGCCUCUAAUUGCAAGUAUCAGAUGUUCUUUGGGAGAAACUUGAAUUCUAUAACAUGUAAAGGUCUUGCUUUGAUUGUUAUUGCUCUGUUUCUUAGAGUUGUGCUGCUUCCUUCAUUCUCUGGUUAUGGUGGGAUAGAUAAAAAUAAUCUUGAUUUGGUUCAUAGCCGGUCUUUAUCCUUGGAUUCUGAUUACGGAAUUCGCAAAGAUAAAUUCUUGGAAGUUCCUCAGAUAGUAUGGGGACUAAACAAUCAAAAGAUAGCAUUUGCAAGAGCUUGUCUAACUGCUAGAAUGCUGAACCGAACUCUGCUAAUGCCUAGUUUAAGUGCCUCCCUGUUCUAUAAGGAAAUAGAUCGCCUCCAGCCUAUUUCCUUUGACAAGGUGUUCCAAUUUGAGAGGUUUAACUCCCUCUGUAAUGGGUUUGUGCAGUUGGGCAGUUAUUCAGACCUUAGGAAUCAAACUGGAUUGCAUGAGCUACAGAAGGGAAGUGGGAGGAAGUGGACUGUUGAGAGGGAUUUGGAUCAACUGAAACAGCUUAGCAAGGAUCCAUUUGAUGGAUAUGAGGUAAUUAGAAUAGUUGGGAAGAAUCCGUUUUUGUGGCAUGAUCAUUGGCCUGUUAAGAACUAUGCCAGGGUCUUUGAAUGCUUAGUUUUGGUUGAUGAGAUAGCUAGAGAGGCAGAUAGAGUUGUGUCAAAGAUUAGAGAAGUAGGAAAGGAAAUGAGCAGCAGAAUUGGCUCCGCUCAAAGCGAUUUGGGUCCUGAUAGCUCUCUGUUGGAGCCAGUGCCUUACGUGGCAGUUCACAUGAGGAUAGAGAUUGAUUGGAUGAUUCACUGCAAGAAGUUAGAGCGGAAAUUAAAUGUUAGUGAAAUCUGUAGCAGCAAGCGGGAGAUUAUGGAGAGAGUGGGGAACAUUGUAGGCCUAAAAGGUCCUACUGUUGUUUAUCUCGCUGUAGCUGAUAGUCUUCUUGAAGAUUCUUCUAUACUCACAGGGUGGAAGGAAGGUUUGCUUCCUGUUGAGAAGAAUAAACUCAGUGUCGAUGGAAUUUAUAAGAAAUACCCAUAUCUCAUUCAGUCAGCAAUAGAUUAUGAAGUUUGCUCCAAGGCUGAUGUUUUUGUUGGGAACAGUUUUUCAACAUUUUCAAGCCUCGUAGCUCUCGAGAGAACACAGAAGAUGAUUAGAAUGGGCGUUACAAGCUCGUGUGGCGCGGGUGUAAGAUGGCCUUCAUAUGCAUACAAUAUAUUGGGGGAAUCCAAUGGUCCUCAUAAAUGGAUGACAAAUAUGUCUGAUUCAAGCCUCAAAGCAAUCAGCUAUGGUUCUAAUAUCAUCACCUGUUGAAGAUUAUUGCACGAAAUCGCCGAUACAACCACUUGGUUCUGAAACCUCAAAUGAGAUCUUGUGGAAAUUGGUUGGUAUAGUUUCGGCAGCUUUUUCUCUAAAGAAAGUAAAGGAUAUAGAAUUUCAAGAUAGCAGUAUAAACCAAAUUAGGUACACGUUUCUUUUCUGUAGUUGCUUAUAUUUAAAUUUUUUCAAUUAGUUUGUUUAUAGAAUUUCAUAGAGAUUGAUAUUUUGGUUCCUAGGGCCUUAGACACAAACUUUCUCCACAUGUUUUACCUAUGGUACUAAAUCACCAUUGGAAGAAUGUCCAUGAAUGGCUGCAUUUCUUGAAAGAUUUACUCAUCUUUGGAUGUUAUACAUGGUGUCCUCAAGAUCACUUUCCCAAAGAGUAUCACUAGUCCCACCUCCCAACCGAGAAUUCGUGCUGGUAUUUUUCAAAGCUGAUGAUAAUUCUUCUUCCGCUGAUUCUUUCAUCUUUCUCCUCCUCCUCUCUUCCCCUUCUUCUUCCUCCAAAUCACCCCAUAAACAUAUCCUUCCGUACAGAACUGGUACCAGAUGCUUUAUUGUCGUUGUUAUCUGUGAAAGCAAAGGGAUGUACAGGUGAGUUUGCUGGUCAUAUGAGCACCAAACCCCUUGAUUGGCAUCAUAAUAAAGACAUGCAUUUCCAUCAAAGUAGAAGCCCGAAGCAGCAUCGUAGUAAUAACCAGAUGCUUCGUCCCACCAAAACCCAGGUUGUGGAGCUGAACCAUCCUUUUGAACUGUAAUAUCUCCACCAGCUUGCUCCUGCCCACGGGCUGAUGAUUUUCAUCUGGGUUAUAUUCCUUGAGCGCCGCGCCCAUCCAACAGCAUCAAACUGUUGUGUAAACGCCGCUGCCUCAAUUGCAGCAGCUGCUUGACUGCGACUAUCCUGAUGCCCCUGGGCCAAGAAUGCUCUUUGCGUGUGCCCCUCUUAAGAUGAGAGGUUCCAUUGGUCGCAUCAUCAACCGAAUGGAAAUGUACAAACGCAAAUCCCCUUGAAACAUGAGUAAACUUGUCUCUAACCAGUCGAAGAUCCUUGAUUGGAGCAUGUUGGAAAAUUCAUAUCGAAGCAUCUCCUCUUCCGCAUUUUCAUCCCAGCUGCGAGCAAACAAAACAUGAGUUAGACCUGCCUCAAAUCUGCUGCUGGUGCAUCAUCCGUUCGCGGCUCAUUGCACUGAAGGCAGGAUGUACGCCAUGCGAAAUUGACACAGCCAUAACUGGUGCACAUCCAAAAAGACGGCACCGUGAUGUUUCUGUGCUGAUCAGAUUUAUCUUGACCAAAAGGUCCUCAUGCCCCCCAGUUGGCUUGCUGAACUCAAAGAAAAGCUUCUGCCAUCAACAAGAAGACGAUUAGAAGAUUUCUUUUACUUAAAAAUUAUAGUCGAAAAAACUUCUACCCCCGACCCUGAUUUUGAGACCGAAUCACUGUUGCCUGAAGGUCUCUUUUGGCAAAACUUUUGUUGCGCUGAUUUAGAAGCUUCAUGACCA
Messenger RNA from Populus nigra (black poplar), 3648 nucleotides. Its product is annotated as O-fucosyltransferase 23-like. The record is from RefSeq and is a predicted model, not a curated record. The transcript has 2 exons. Bases 802 to 2142 code for a protein of 446 amino acids. Lineage: Eukaryota; Viridiplantae; Streptophyta; Magnoliopsida; Malpighiales; Salicaceae. Gene Ontology annotation, biological process: pollen-pistil interaction.